AGCAAACAUGGCGACAGGACAAGAUGGGAAGGCUGGUAGUACCUCGGAGGUGGAUCUCUUACUGCACCCCGAGCUGUUAUCUCAGGAUUUUAUGCAGAUGAUUUUAAACGAGAAAAAGGUCAGUACCAGAGAUUGCACGAGUCGGGACCGGCUCACAGAGCUUUACCUUCAGCAUGUCAUCCCGCUACCGCAGAGGACUUUACCCAACAGCCGCUGGGGCCAGAGGGUGCAGAAGACCCGGGGGAAACCGACCAUGGCCGGCCACCGGGCAGACAGUACUGGUAACGACCACAAUAGGAAAAGGCCUCUGAUCGUAUUUGAUGGCAGCUCUUCUCACUCUGGCCUACUAAAAGUGAAGAAACCAGAAGGGUCAACAGGAAUCACUGACCGAUUAAAACCUCCUCCAGCUGCAAACUUGUCCAACCCCAUCCGCAGGCUAUCUGGCAACACAUCUUCCUCCUCCUCAUCCAUCCAGAUGUCUGUGUGCAACAAUGACACAGCAAACCUCAAACGAGACGCAAACAGCUCGGGUCUGAAGUCUCCAGAAGUGAAGAAAAAGAUCCAGCAUGUGACAUGGCCCUGACCUCUGACCCCUGUUCAUAUAGACCUGAUGAGAGCUUAAGUACUGGCAGACUGAUCACUCCCCUCUCAUCAAUGAACACCAAACGUUGUUGCCCUCUACCUUUGCUCUCCUUUUCACAGUUAACCCAUUAAUUGCAUCCCAAGAGGGAUGGAAACUAUUUUAACUGUGUGUAAAGGCCGCCUCUCUGCUCUCGUUCAGUUUUGAGGUUGGACAGGAUGGAGUGGUGCUCCAAAGAUCGCCCUGCGUUUGAAGACAUAAGCUUCCUUGUUGCUGUCGACAACACCAAGUGCCCUUAUAUCAAUAAUCAGCAACUAUCUGCUAGUCCCACAAAUGGAGAUCAUCUAUAGGACAAACCGACUCAGAUCAAAUUGGGACUGUUCCUAUUUGUUUCUGUUCACAGGUUGAUUCAUGUGAGAGGGUCUUGCUCACUGGUUUGCAAGGGUGACACAGUGAAUUUCUUGCUUGGGUUUUAUUUAAAAUG
Messenger RNA from Scomber japonicus (chub mackerel), 1064 nucleotides. It is a transcript of the gene tslig2, whose product is annotated as chromosome 11 C2orf49 homolog. Gene Ontology annotation, biological process: embryonic morphogenesis. Bases 8 to 583 code for a protein of 191 amino acids. The transcript has 4 exons. The record is from RefSeq and is a predicted model, not a curated record. NCBI's taxonomy places the organism in Eukaryota, Metazoa, Chordata, Actinopteri, Scombriformes, Scombridae. Gene Ontology annotation, cellular component: tRNA-splicing ligase complex.